AAUGACUUAAGACAUUUAAAGAUAACAAUAAUUAAUAAAUAAUACAGAGCGAAGAAGAAGAAGAAGAAGAAGGAAGAUCGAUCGAGAGAUAGAGAGGAAGAUUGAUAUCUCCUCCUCCUCCUACUACUACUGGGACUAUUCAUCUUCUCCACGUCCACGGUAGAAAUGGGAAUCUCAGUUCUCGUCGACAGCAUCUCCUCAUUUCUAAAUCUGUCAUCAUCCAGACACAUCGAUUUGGACCCUUUCGAAAAGUACUACAAGAGAGUCGAAGAGCUGUUGAUAGUACUGAAACCGAUAGCUGAUGCUGCAGCUGCUGCUGCUCUUAUCACCACCACCUCCCAUCUUGUCUCCGAGGAGGAGAAGAUCGGUAAAUCGUUUGAUGAGCUGACUCAGGAUGUUGAUCACUCCAUUCACCUUUUCAGAAGCUGGCACGCUUUCUCCAGCAAAGUCUAUUUCGUCCUCCAAAUCGAAUCUUUGAUACCAAAGAUGCGAGAAACUAUUGUGGAUACUUUCCAUAUUCUCAUGUCCUUUGAGCACAACCUACCUGAUGACCUCAGUCCAGCUUCCCUCGAGAAAUGUCUAGAGAAGGUUAAGCAGCUUAGUUAUGAAGAAAUAUCUUCUGUCAUUGAUGGAGCUCUAAGGGAUCAGAGAGAUGGAGUUGGACCCACCCCUGAGACAUUGGUGAAAAUUGGGGAGAACACUGGUCUGAGAUCAAACCAGGAGAUUCUGAUCGAAGCUGUUGCUCUGGAGAGGCAGAAAGAGAUCGCUGAGCAGUCUGAGAACAAUGCUGAAGUCGAGUUCCUUGACCAGUUGAUUAUUAUCGUUAACCGCAUGCACGAGCGUCUUCUUCUCAUCAAACAGACUCAGACGUCUAGCGUCGCCAUUCUCGCAGACUUCUUCUGCCCUCUGUCCCUCGAGGUAAUGACUGAUCCGGUGAUCGUGUCGUCAGGACAGACGUACGAGAAGGCGUUCAUCAAGAGAUGGAUUGAUUUAGGUUUGAAAGUUUGUCCCAAGACUCGGCAGACUCUGACUCACACCACUCUGAUACCUAACUACACCGUCAAGGCUUUGAUCGCUAACUGGUGUGAGACAAAUGAUGUCAAGCUGCCUGAUCCCAACAAGUCAACCAGUUUAAACGAGCUGUCUCCUCUUUUGUCAUGUACAGACUCUGUUCCCAGUGUUAGCAACAAGUCAAAUGACUGGGAUGCUUCAACAGAGAGAGAAGGUGCUUCUCCUUCUGCCUUGGACACUUCUUCACCAGGAAAUGGGUUUGGUAUGGAGGCCAUGAGGAUGUCACUGAAUGAUUACGAAGAUAGAUCUAACGAUUCUCGAGAAAUGAAGACAGAUGCAGCAGCACCCGGAAGGUCAUCUGUAUCUUCAACUGCACGGGGCUCAGUUGAAAACAACGGACAAACAUCUGAGAAUCUUCACCACCAUCUUAGGUCCCUUUCUGCUGCUAGUAGCUCAGUUUCAAACGAAGAGUCUCCAAGAGGAGACGCCAACGAGAACUCAGAAGAAUCAGCUCACGCCACACCUUACAGCAGUGAUGCUUCAGGAGAAAUCAGAUCAGGGCCUCUCGCUGCUGCAACCACUUCAACAGCAGCACCAGCUCCUCGGCGAGAUCUUUCUGAUUUCUCCCCAAAGUUUAUGGACAGACGUAACCGUGGCCAGUUCUGGCGUCGUCCAUCAGAGAGGCUUGGUUCAAGGAUUGUUUCAGCGCCUUCUAAUGAGACGAGGCGUGAGCUUAUCGAGGUCGAGAACCAAGUUAAGAAACUGGUGGAGGAGUUGAAAAGCAGUUCACUGGAGGUACAGAGACAAGCAACCGCGGAGAUAAGGUUGCUAGCUAAGCACAACAUGGACAACAGGAUUGUGAUAGGGAACUCUGGAGCAAUCGUCUUAUUAGUGGAGCUGCUUCACUCAGAAGACCAACCUACGCAGGAGAACGCGGUGACGGCUCUUCUGAACCUGUCCAUUAACGACAACAACAAGAGUUUAAUCGCUGCAGCUGGUGCAAUCGAACCGCUCAUCCACGUGCUCGAGAACGGUAGCUCCGAAGCAAAGGAGAACGCAGCUGCUACACUCUUCAGCCUCUCUGUUAUAGAAGAACUCAAGAUUAAGAUAGGUCAGUCCGGUGCAAUCGGGCCUCUUGUGGAUCUUCUAGGUAACGGUACACCUCGGGGUAAGAAAGACGCUGCUACUGCGUUGUUUAACCUGUCGAUACAUCAAGAGAACAAGGCGACGAUUGUGCAGUCUGGUGCUGUGAGGUAUCUUAUAGAUUUAAUGGACCCAGCAGCUGGGAUGGUGGAUAAAGCGGUUGCGGUUUUGGCUAACCUUGCUACGAUCCCUGAAGGGAGAAACGCUAUUGGACAGGAAGGUGGGAUAGGUCUUCUUGUUGAGGUCGUUGAGUUGGGUUCGGCUAGAGGGAAAGAGAACGCAGCAGCGGCUCUGCUUCAGCUUUCGACCAACAGUGGGAGGUUCUGCAACAUGGUUCUUCAAGAAGGAGCUGUUCCUCCUCUCGUUGCUCUUUCACAGUCUGGUACUCCAAGAGCCAGAGAAAAGGCACAGGCAUUGCUCAGUUACUUUAGGAACCAACGCCAUGGAAAUGCUGGGCGUGGCUGAUGGAUCUCAGUUCUGGAGAGGCCUAUUUUGUGUUUGUCAUUCUCUUACUAAAGUUGUGAUUUUGUACAAAAGAGGUUUGGUUUCGUCUGCAAAUGAUUCUAUACCCAAUAUUUUUUUCUUGAUUACCUACUGCAUUCUUUGAUUUUCGAUUGAUACUUGCAAGGAAUAAAACUUUGGUUUGGAAUUAGAAGUCUUUUUUUUUCUUGUUUGUAAGUUUCUGAAGUAAAACAAUGUAGCUGUGAAUGUGAAUUGAGUGAGUAUUUUAACCAUUAA
Raphanus sativus (radish) is the source of this 2892-nucleotide messenger RNA. Its product is annotated as U-box domain-containing protein 4. The transcript has 5 exons. Lineage: Eukaryota; Viridiplantae; Streptophyta; Magnoliopsida; Brassicales; Brassicaceae. The record is from RefSeq and is a predicted model, not a curated record. Gene Ontology annotation, cellular component: cytoplasm; nucleus. Gene Ontology annotation, biological process: protein ubiquitination. The coding region runs from base 166 to 2619 and encodes 817 amino acids. Gene Ontology annotation, molecular function: protein binding; ubiquitin-protein transferase activity.